AUGGGUUUCUGUUUGAUACCCAUAAUCAGAUCCCUCUCGAAAGCGAGCUCCGGCAUUCUAUUUUUGUUCCUACUCACUUGCUCUUUCUUCCCUUCUACAGAAGCUUAUGAUGCGCUUGACCCGAAUGGAAAUAUCACAAUCAAAUGGGAUAUCAUCAGCUGGACCCCUGAUGGUUAUGUUGCUGUAGUUACUAUGCACAACUUCCAACAAUAUCGUCACAUUGCAACACCGGGGUGGACUUUAGGUUGGACAUGGGCAAAGAAGGAGGUGAUAUGGAGCAUGAUGGGAGCACAGGCCACUGAACAAGGGGACUGUUCAAAAUUUAAGGGAAACCCCCCACAUUGUUGUAAAAAGAACCCAACGAUUGUUGAUUUACUUCCAGGAACACCUUACAAUCAGCAAAUUGCAAAUUGCUGCAAAGGUGGGGUUCUCAGCUCAUGGGCACAGGAUCCACCCAAUGCGGUUGCUUCAUUUCAGGUAAGUGUUGGAAGAGCUGGAACCACUAACAAAACAGUCAAGGUGCCCAAAAACUUCACCCUGAAUGCACCAGGACCAGGUUAUACUUGUGGGCCAGGAAAAAUUGUGAAACCCACUCAAUUCAUACAGCCAGACAAAAGGAGAGUAACACAAGCACUCAUGACAUGGAACGUAACAUGUACGUAUUCACAAUUUCUAGCUCAGAAAACUCCGACUUGUUGUGUCUCCCUCUCUUCUUUCUAUAAUGAUACUAUCGUUCCCUGCCCAACAUGUUCAUGUGGCUGUCGGGGCAACUCAUCUACUUGUGUAGAGCCGGAUUCACCCCAUUUGGAAUCAGUUGUUGCUGGGAAAAAUGGCUUGGCACCUGUGCUUCAAUGUACUAGUCAUAUGUGCCCCAUCCGAGUCCACUGGCAUGUUAAGGUUAACUACAAGGAGUACUGGCGUGUUAAGAUCACUAUUACCAAUUUUAACCACAGGAUGAAUUAUUCUGAUUGGAACUUGGUUGUUCAACACCCAAACCUUGACAAUCUGACCCAACUUUUCAGUUUCAACUACAAAGGAUUAACUCCAUACGGAGUAAUAAAUGAUACAGCAAUGCUAUGGGGAAUUAAGUUCUACAAUGAUUUUCUAAACGAAGCUGGCCGUUCUGGUAAUGUACAGUCAGAGCUACUUUUUCGAAAGGAUAAAUCCACUUUCACUUUCGAGAAGGGCUGGGCUUUUCCUCGAAGGAUCUAUUUCAAUGGUGACAAUUGUGUGAUGCCACCACCAGAUUCAUACCCUUGGUUGCCCAAUGCUGGUUCCCGGCAAGGAGUUUCCCUGCUCACCUUAAUGAUAUCUUGCUUGGUAGCCUUGGUCUUCUACACAUUUGCUUGAAGUUCCUGCCGUGUUACACGCUACUCUCAUUUCGACCAGAUCAUUUUUGAGAACUAGCUCAGGUGUCUUAUGUUUUGCUGCUCAGUUUCAACAAGGGUUCUGAUGUAUUGUUAUAUCUGUCUGAUUUAAUGUAAUGAUACCGUACCGUAUUUUGGUCCUUGUUGUAAAUGAAAUUGUAAUUGUAAUUAUAAUAAUAUAUACAGGAACAUGUCUCACGGAGAGAUACACUUUAAUCGUUUGUAUUUGUUGUUCUUCGUACAAUUCACUGCCUAUUUAUUUAUUUUCGAUUA
This is a messenger RNA of Neltuma alba, 1640 nucleotides long. RefSeq names its product protein COBRA. The coding region runs from base 1 to 1350 and encodes 449 amino acids. Gene Ontology annotation, cellular component: plasma membrane. The record is from RefSeq and is a predicted model, not a curated record. Lineage: Eukaryota; Viridiplantae; Streptophyta; Magnoliopsida; Fabales; Fabaceae. Gene Ontology annotation, biological process: cellulose microfibril organization; plant-type cell wall cellulose biosynthetic process. The transcript has 6 exons.